GAUUGUUCAAUUUGUCAUGUCAGUGUUGAUGGUUUUGUCAGUAAAUGUUUGGUUUUGUAAACUUGAACAACAUGAUUGUCUUCUGAAUCAUAGUCCUAAAGCACCGCAGAACUUUGAUAUACAACAGCUUAACAACUCGUUUCGUUUUGAACCUCACAGUAAGGUUUAUCGGGAAAGUGACCUUAGAAAACUGUGUAGAAGGUACGUUGGUCAACGUACAGAGUUUGAAGAAACACAAGUAGAGCAGGCUGUAUUAUUUAAAGAAGACAUGGAGAGACUUUUUUGUCUAACUGGGUAUAAACCAGUAUUCGCUCAACAAUUAGCAAACUGCUUCUUUUCCUCUUUGAACCGUGCCUUGUGGACCCAUUCCAGUAAUCAAAAACGACAAUAUGGUAAUAUUCCACAGACUGGUCAUAUACGGAGUUGUCAAUUAGCUCUUUAUUUAGCCAAAUGCGUAGAGUUACAAGGAGGAGUGGUGACUGACGAAACUUGGGAGGAUAUUAUGGUGGCUCUCCAUUGGAUUGGCCAUCGUCUUCCCAUAGUUAUUCUCCUUGGAGGGACUUCAGGUUGUGGCAAGUCCACCCUUGCUUAUAUGUUGGCAAGGAAGUUGGGAGUCAACAAAGUAAUAUCGACGGAUACCAUUCGAGCUUGUUUAAGAACACUUUCUACACCAAAUGAUACCUUUUAUGGCGUUUUACAUUCUUCAAGUUAUGAAAUAGACUCUCAUCUUCCACCGGAGUUUAUUGCGUCCGAAACAACUCCUCGAAAACGUUUACUCAAAGCAUAUAAACUUCAAGUAGAAUUGAUGGAACCUCUUAUACAUAAUUUGAUUGCGAAUAGUCUUUGGCAAAAGGAAUCUCUCGUUGUGGAAGGAGUCCAUUUAUCGGUAAAGAUUAUGAAACAACUUGUGGAAGAAUUUCACGUGGUUAUUCCGUUCAUCACAUAUAUUAGCAAUGAAGCCAAACAUGUGAAUAGAUUUGCAGUUCGCGUGAAGUAUAUGGCAUUGAAUUCAAGAGGUAACAAAUAUGUCAAGAAUUUUCAACACAUUCGUCAAAUACAAGAAUAUUUAUGCAUGAAAGCAGAUAGUGCAGGAUUUCCAAAGAUAGAUAAUACAAAUACCGAUCGAAGUUUGGCUGCUGCUCAUGCAUUGGUUUUUUCUUGUAUAAAGGAAUUUUGGCGUCAUUAUACUCAAGACAAAAGAGAAAGUCAUGUCCUUUUACCUGGAAUUAUUACAAGAGGAACAGAGAAGAUGAUAUGGAAAAGUUCAAGAAUGGCUUUAUUGGAUAUUUGUUUGCAUCGAAUCGAGAAACUUUCUAUUGAAAACGGAGAAGCAACCAUGAAUAGUCCACAAAAUGAAACACAAAAUUUAGUCCUUCUCAAAGGAAAACUUAAAAGAUUGAUGAGUGGACAAAAGUAUGAAACAAAGCAGCUUGUAGAAUAUUUGAGACAGAUUUGCUCUGAGAGUGAGAAGGAUGACCGCAAAGGAGAUUAACUUUUUGGAAUCAUAUCGUUCAUUUUUAUCCAAUU
This is a messenger RNA of Galdieria sulphuraria, 1527 nucleotides long. Its product is annotated as 2-phosphoglycerate kinase. The coding region runs from base 17 to 1492 and encodes 491 amino acids. The transcript has 2 exons. The record is from RefSeq and is a predicted model, not a curated record. NCBI's taxonomy places the organism in Eukaryota, Rhodophyta, Bangiophyceae, Galdieriales, Galdieriaceae.